Molecule: messenger RNA, 3024 nt
Organism: Plasmodium cynomolgi strain B
Lineage: Eukaryota; Apicomplexa; Aconoidasida; Haemosporida; Plasmodiidae
Exons: 2
Coding region: 1-3024 (1007 amino acids)
Source: RefSeq, a predicted model, not a curated record
AUGAGGGCCAAAAAAUAUAGCACCUUGAAAUACAACAUAUUUGUUAAGGGACUCAAAAAUGUAGACAACGCGACAGAGGGAAGAAACACUUCUUUUCCAAGCGAGGAACCCAUUAUGAUCAAUAACAACGUGAAUAGUAAAAAAAGUCAACAUGCAGAAAACAAUGAAAAGUUCUACUGUGACGAUUUGCUGCAAAUAUACGAACAUAGAUACCUUCGCCAUAUUUUUAAAAACAUCAAAAAUGUACCUUCUCACAAGGGAAUAAAAACGAUUAGUAAUGCAGCUUACGUGCAAGGUCAAAAUCCGUGUAACUCAGGAGAGCACCAGUUAAGCAACGGGACAAAGGACAAUAACCUGGACAAAUCAGAAGCUGGAAUUAACGAUCAUCAUAGUAGGAAUCAUAUACACAAUCGUGAUGACGGAAAAUAUGGCAAGAAUACCGUUUUGAAGAGGAACUUAAAUGAAGAAAGCACCCCUCCUGGAAAUUUCACACAUUCUCGUCAUUACAGUUCGUGUGAUGCCAACGGGGUUAAUAAUGCUAAUGUAAAAAGUAGCACCGCGGAUGAUGCUGUCAGCCAGCUCGGCAGUGCCCUCGUCAAAGGUGACAAUGCGACUGAGUUGACUGAACAAAAUAGGCACUUUUACUCCAGACACAUAAAGGACACCCGUAGGAGCGACAAUUUUGGGGGAGAAAAAAUACCAAAUGAUCGUCAGCCCGACUCUAGAGAAAUGGGGAACAGUUGGGGGCAGAACACGGAAAAGGAAAAUAAAAAUAAUCUGAACUAUUCGAAAGUUCGCAAACAUAGUUAUAAAGACGCGUCUCAAAUUGAGCUUCUUCAAAAUGGGAUACACAAAAAAAUCGAAACGUUAAGUAGUGCGAACUGUGAAAGGGGAGAAUCCCUUGUGGCACCCCUAACACGAAACAAACCUGAAAAGAGUGGGAACUCCUGGGAAGAAGACGACAAUCCAACAUGCCUCCUACCCAACAUCAUACAGGCAAAAAAGGAAGGAGAGGAGAAAAUCCAAAACGGCCCCAACGCAACGGAAAAACUCAUUAAAAAUAUCCUAAUUAAGGAAUUAAAAAAUGAAAUCUAUUAUAGCAUUAUCAAAAUGGAAGGAGAUGGAGAAGGUGAAGAAGACGGAGAAGUUGAAGAAGAUGAAGAAGAUGGAGAAGAUGGAGAAGUUGGAGAAGAUGGGGAAGGUGAAGAAGAUGGAGAAAAUGAAGAAGUUGAAGAAGUUGAAGAAGAUGAAGAAGUUGAAGAAGAUGAAGAAGUUGAAGAAGAUGAAGAUGGAGAAGAUGGAAAAGAUGGAGAAGUUGAAGAAGAUGGAGAAAAUGGAAAAGAUGGAGAAGUUGAAGAAGAUAGAAAAGAUGGGGAAGGUGAAGAAGAUGGAGAAGAUGUAGAAGUUGGAAAAGAUGGAAAAGAUGGAGAAGUUGAAGAAGAUGGAGAAGAUGGAGAAGUAUCCCGCAAAUAUAAACGUAGACAAUCACGAAAAGGGACAACCUACAAAUUGGGGAGUAACAAUCGGUUUGAAACACCCAGGCGCGGAAACCACCUCUUUGAGAGCUCCCCUCCCUCCUUUAAACUUAACACUUCUAGCAGUGAUAAACACGAAACGACCGACACACAAAACAUACCUGAAACGGAGGCCAUCGAUGAAAAGCCCCUCAAAAGGGACAACAAAGUGGAACACAAGGGUAAACAAAAAAAGGUAUUAAAACAAGAAGGCAAUAAAAUACCACUAAGUGCUAGCCAAAAAAAAAGCGAAAAUGAAGAAAAAACGGGAAAUAAAAACUGUGCAAACUUAAAGAAAGUAGACAUUAAUAGGGAAGAAAAACAAAUCAACCUUUUGAAAAGUAGUACAACUAAUGGACAUGUUCCAAAUGAGGAAAAACGUCAACUUAGAGAUGCCCCUAAAAGCACAACAAAUGUAAGAACCCCCAAAUUGGUCAUCCACAAAAUCGAUAGGGAAAAUUCGAAGGAAUACAUUUCCAUAAAAAUUGAAAAUAAACCGAGCGCAAUCAAAAAAUGCACACUGGAAAAAACCAGCAAGAAGAAUCGAAUUUACGCAGAUAAAAACAGUAGAGAAUACACCACCUUGACGGACCACAUAAACGACAUUAUUUGCAAAAUAUUUAAGACGCAAAAGAGACUCCUCAUUUUUCAUACCAUCGUCUACUCCGUGAAUGUCCUACUUUUUUAUGCCUUACUACAGAGGGACUUACUGAUCAAUCAGGAGAGUAGCAGCAACACAAAAGGAAUACUGUGUAUUCUCUAUAUCCUCAUUGCAGAAUUGUACAUACUAUUUUUAAACAACGCUUUUUAUUUUUUUUUCAAAAAUCAGAUCAAAAACGUCAUUUUUUCCCUAGACAGGGUUAAUUUAAUACAUAUCAUGAGCAAACUAUUUCCACAGUACUCCUCCUUUUUUAAGAAGCAAUUUUCCGUGCAUGAAAAAAAUGGAAAUUCAUUUUGCAACGAGUUGGAAGGUCACCAAAGGGGGAGACACAAUGAGAAAGCUUUAACAGCCGCGGAGCACUUUUCGAAUGCGUAUAACAAUUGGUCCAUUCAAAAAAAAAAAAAAUUCUCUGUACGAUUUGCGGACGAUGAAAUACUUGACAACCCCCAAAAUGGCCAUCACAAUGUGACAAACCCAAAAAAUGAUCAGGCGCGAUAUGCACACCACAGCGGAGAAGGUAACACGAAAAAAAAUGCACCGAUGAUGGAUGGGGAAAACUUAGUUCUUUUACGAAGCAUGAGAGGAGCUUUCACUCAUUCGCCUUUUAAAGCGUCUAACGCGAGCCCGUAUGGAACAGAUUCGAAACAAACACAACCGGGUAACAGUUUAACAGGACAAGGAAAUUAUCCGCGUUCAUUUGAACAAGCUGGACAAAAUGACAAAAUAAAAUACUCCGCCUUGGGGGAAGCACAAACGAAUAAGUCUACAGAGAAUGAAAAAAUAACCAAUCUCACAGUUUUCAUACUAAAUGAACAAAAAAAAAGCAUUCCGAAUCGAUUUUUUUUUUAA